UUUUACUGGAAAAUUCAACUUCGAGAUCGAAUCGGAGAAGAUGAGUAAUCAUAGGGUUCUGCUCUUGUUCUUGGUGACGUGGAUCUCCCACUGCGAAGAAGUGUUGAGCUCGUACGCUGGUUCGGCGAGCUCCAUCAUCAACCCUUCCAAGGUCAAACAGAUUUCAUGGAAUCCAAGAGCUUUCGUUUACGAAGGUUUCCUCACCGACCUGGAAUGCGAUCAUCUGAUCUCUUUGGCGAAAUCAGAGCUUAAGAGAUCUGCUGUAGCGGAUAAUCUUUCUGGAGAGAGUCAGUUGAGUGAAGUUCGAACAAGCUCUGGAAUGUUCAUUCCCAAGGACAAGGAUCCUAUUAUUUCUGGCAUUGAGGAUAAGAUUUCGUCGUGGACCUUUCUUCCGAAAGAAAAUGGAGAAGACAUUCAAGUAUUGAGGUAUGAGCAUGGGCAGAAAUAUGAUCCGCAUUAUGACUACUUCUCUGACAAAGUUAAUAUAGCUCGAGGUGGACACCGUGUUGCAACUGUUCUCAUGUAUCUCACCGAUGUGACCAGUGGUGGUGAAACAGUGUUCCCUAAUGCAGAGGAAACUCCACAUAGAAGAGGUUCUGAAAAAGGAACUGAUCUCUCUGAGUGUGCCAAAAAAGGAAUUGCAGUCAAACCGCGUAGAGGGGAUGCACUUCUCUUCUUCAGUCUUCUCCCAAAUGCUAUCCCCGACACUAAUAGCCUCCAUGCGGGAUGCCCUGUACUUGAAGGUGAGAAAUGGUCAGCAACAAAAUGGAUUCAUGUUGAUUCAUUUGAUAAAACAGUAGGACCUGGGGGAGACUGCACUGAUAAUCAUCAGAGCUGCGUGACAUGGGCUUCCCUUGGAGAGUGCACAAACAAUCCUGAGUAUAUGAUUGGGUCUUCAGACCUUCCUGGGUACUGUAGGAAGAGUUGUAAGGCAUGUUAGAAACUUCACUACAGAUUCCCACAUACAAGUUUCUGCCACUGGAUUUCAGAUUUCGGUUGGUUCUUAAUUUUAUUCCUCUUCUAUCCUGGAUUGUAAAUUAAUUCUGUAUCAUUAUGGCCAGUAGUUACUAGUUAUAAAGAUGAUACUGUUUCCUUUUUGGGGUAAAAAACUCAAAAUGGCCUCUGCCACACUUCCAAGUGAUAGAAUUGAGUUGUAAUGCGGCAUCUUGCUUGUCAUUUUGUUAGCUAUUUUAUAUGGAUAAACAAGCGGGAAAUAAUAACACAUGCAUAAUUUGUCACUA
This is a messenger RNA of Arachis duranensis, 1241 nucleotides long. Its product is annotated as probable prolyl 4-hydroxylase 4. NCBI's taxonomy places the organism in Eukaryota, Viridiplantae, Streptophyta, Magnoliopsida, Fabales, Fabaceae. The record is from RefSeq and is a predicted model, not a curated record. Gene Ontology annotation, molecular function: procollagen-proline 4-dioxygenase activity; L-ascorbic acid binding; iron ion binding. Gene Ontology annotation, biological process: peptidyl-proline hydroxylation to 4-hydroxy-L-proline. Gene Ontology annotation, cellular component: endoplasmic reticulum.